AUGAACCACCAGGAACGUCAGAAGAAAGGCCCAGAUCGAAGGGAGCAACCCCGAAACGAUGCGGGGACACAGUUCGAAUUUGUAUUGGAGAAGGAUCAGCCUGGCAUUCGCAGCCAUGCCAUGCGACAAUUUUGGAGACAGAAACAAGCUAUCGCAAAAGAAGACCCAAGCGACACAUCUUCCACUGGCCGCCGUCUUUAUCCCCGCACACUAAUGCCAAAUGAUGGCAUGCAAACCCACAGCCAGUUCGAGGGGCUGAAGGAAUUCCGGCAACAGAUGUCAGCUCUCCAGCAAAAGGAUGACGGGGCUGGAUCAGCAAAUGCAGGCAAAGGCAACGCGGAGACUUCGGGCAUCCCGGCCCAAAUCUUGUCUGGAAUCCGUCAUGCCCUGGAAUUUGUCAACUACGACCCUUUCCAUACGUUUCCGGUGACAUUGACGGCUCAACACCGCAAGUUAUUGUACCACUGGUUGAGCACACACACCAGUGGGAUGUCGACCGCCCUCCCCCACGCGGCCUUUGAUCCCAUCAGGGAGGUUUGGUUGCCAUUGGAUCUGUCAAAUAGCGCCUCGUUCAACGCAACUAUGGCGCACGCAGCAGCCAUUUGGCUUACCUUCACGAAAUACUGGGGAAUAGAUGGCCAGUGGGAAGUCCAUCGAGAUGGGCUACAACGCCUGAUCAACGCAAAAGGGGGUCUUUCUGCAUUACGAGAGGACUGGCGUGUGGAACUCGUCGUGUUUUUUGCCUUCUUCAUUGCGGGAUCGCGACAAUGUGAGCCAUCCACGCAUGUAUGGGAGUUGUCAGAGCGCUUCACACCGACGGCCCUUCACCCAACGCUACAAUUAACAGUGGACCGGCAUCGAUCAAAGGUGAUAGAAAGCCUUCAGAUAUACCCAGCUGUAUAUGACGCGACCAUCCUGUUAUACAACUCAUUCCACCACGCGCCCGAGCCUGAGUUACUAGCGGAACCAUCAGAAGUGUGUACCCGACGGUUGAAGUGCUUGGUGUUCCUCGGUGUCAUUUUCCAGGAAUCAAUUUACUCCUCGACAUCAGCACUCGGCGGGGGUAUCAGCAUAGACCGUUCGUUCACCAACCAGUUAGCGGUAUUGGAUGAAUUGUUGACAACGUAUCACCACCGGUGGGGAGGCGAGGUUGAGAUACUGUAUGCAAUUCUCUUCGGUGAGUUUUGCGAUCUGAAUCACCGGCACGAAACCCCGGAGAUGGAGUUUGUUAUACGGUUCGCAGACGGCCUGGACCAGCUCAGUGAGCGCGCCCGCAAAGUUAUUGGGCAGUGUCUCCUGAACAUGCUCUUGGAAGAGAAAUAA
Messenger RNA from Aspergillus nomiae NRRL 13137, 1323 nucleotides. RefSeq lists its product as uncharacterized. Bases 1 to 1323 code for a protein of 440 amino acids. Lineage: Eukaryota; Fungi; Ascomycota; Eurotiomycetes; Eurotiales; Aspergillaceae. The transcript has 4 exons. The record is from RefSeq and is a predicted model, not a curated record.